Cololabis saira (Pacific saury) is the source of this 3956-nucleotide messenger RNA. Its product is annotated as L-fucose kinase. Gene Ontology annotation, molecular function: fucokinase activity; ATP binding. Bases 304 to 3555 code for a protein of 1083 amino acids. The transcript is spliced from 23 exons. Lineage: Eukaryota; Metazoa; Chordata; Actinopteri; Beloniformes; Belonidae. Gene Ontology annotation, biological process: GDP-L-fucose salvage. The record is from RefSeq and is a predicted model, not a curated record.
GGAAGCCCGAGCAGCCAAGACGCGAAGACUGAGCAAACAGUCAUAUUCUGUUUACAUUAAAUUUCUCCUGAGUCUUUGGCUUUAUAUAAAGUUCUUGCGAGGUGAUUUAGAAGUGAACUGAUUUUUUGUGUCGGUUUGUCCGCGUCCUGCUCCGUUGACCCCGGGGCGGUGCUGCUGCUGGUAAAUCAGUCUCGACUGUCUCCACGUCAUUGACGUUUGACUGUUCCGGGUUAGAAGCUGCAGAGCUCGGCUAUGAACUCCGGACGGAUUUAGCGCAUUUAGUGAGCAGUUUCCUGCAAUAAGAUGUCGGGCUGCAGCAGCGGGUUCCAGUGGACGGUGGUUGUUCUCACAUGCCAACACAAAGACAGCGUCUUCUCAUUCCAGAGAGAGUUGGAGUUGCGGCAGCAUCGCGGGACUCUCUCUCCAGGGGCGUUGGUUCUGACUGUGCGGGACCGCCAGGAGCCGCUGGGCAGCGGGGGGGCCACGCUGAACGCUCUGCUGGUUGCAGCAGAACACCUGAGCAGCAGGGCCGGACACACUGUGGUGACAGCCGACGUCCUGGAUGAAGCUCACAUCCUCAUCCUCCACACAGGUCGGGAUUUUCCCUGGAGCUCCUGCAGCCGAGCGUUCUGCUGGCUGCCUCACGAGAAGCCCGAGCAGAAAGUCCAGUCUCCGGUCUGCUGUGUGGAUCUGCUGCUGGACUGCCUCAGCACUCAGAUCUGUCCCGGUUCUCCUCCUGGUGUCUGGGUCUGCAGCACCGACAUGAUCCUCACCGUCCCUCCAGACUUUGUUUUGUCGUGGGCAGGUUUCUCCGGUGUUCGGGUUUUGGCCUUACCAGGCGACACCUCCUAUGCAGCUGAUCAUGGAGUCUACCUGUCCGACCUACAGGGUCGGGUCAGGGACAUCCUCUACAGAGGAACCCGAGAGCAGAUCCAGCAGGCUGUGAUGUCCGAUGGGAAAGUGCCACUGGUCUCAGGUCCAGUCUUCUUCAGUAGGUCUGUAUCUGAGAAGCUGCUCCAGACUCACGUCACUCCUCCGCUGGACGGCUGCACCUACCUGGGCCUGGACUCUGGAGCUCCGCCCCUCCAGAUCUCCCUGUUCCUGGACCUGCUCAAGUGUCUUUGCUCAGAUCUGACUCAGGAUCAGUUUAUAAGUGAGGAGAGAGCUGGCUGCAGUUCCCCGGUCGGACCACACGGGGCUGCAGUGAGGAGCGGCAGGAUGGAGCUGUGGAGGAUCCUGAGAGGAACUCCACUCUCACUAGUGUAUGUCCCUGGCGGUCGCUAUGACUACCUUACUCUGUCUGGGAAGGAACAUGUUGACCGCCUGACGCGCGGCUGGACCAAUACAAACACUCUGUCUCACAUACAGAAAAAUGGUGAGCUGAAAGAAGGAAGUUGUGUCAUCAACAGCAUUCUGGAGGGAGACGUUGGCAUGGCAACAGGAGCAGUGGUGCAACACUGCCACCUACAGGGUCCUCUGAACAUCCCAGCGCGUUGUUUGUUGUCAGGUCUGGCAGUCUCAGCGUCUCCGUUCAUCAGGCAGCUGACCCUCAGCAGUGACAUCAUCAUCCAGGGACACCGGAUUGAACUGGGAGAGUUGAAGCUGAAUGUGCACACGGUUACGGGAGCACAAGACGACCUCCAGGUCUGCUCUGACGACGGCAACACCUCCUUCCUUAACCAGAGCUGGACUGUCUUCUACAAGAGAACAGGAAUACAGCCGGAGGAGUUGUGGGUCAAAGGAGAGCAGCACUCCCUCCUGGAGGCUCGUCUCUUCCCGGUCUUCCACCCCAGAGAAGGUGGUGUGGGUGUGGAAGGAGGAGUCGGCUGGCUGCUGGGGGGUCCUGGCUGUCUGCAGAGGUGGAGAGAGGCGUGGAGACUCUCUCUGAGGGAGGUGCUGUCCCUCACUCACCAGGAGGCUGAGCUCCGGUGGAGGGAGGAGCUGCUGCUGCUGGCUGGCAGGAGAAGGGUGGCCGACGCCCUGCGUAGUUGCACCGACGUCUGCCUGCUGCCUUGUUUCAGAGCCGCGGUGCUGGGAGGACAGCAGGUCCCGCUGCUAGAAACUCUGGACCGCCUUGCAGCUGAUGCCAGCGAGCAGGAGGCGGAGGCCGGAGCAGAGCUGGGCAUGGCCGCUCGCUGUCUCUCCUGCAUUGCAGACGUGCUGGUGUGCAUGGCAGAGGGACAGGGGGGUCUGAGAAGCGGACCGGCUGCUAAUAAGGCCUGGAGAUCUGCCUAUGCUCUACUAGAGGAAAGUAACCUGAGGGGUGGAGUCCACGCCCUGGCCACGCAGAGACAGCACUGGCUCAGCAGGCCGGACCUGCUUGUGCGGGCUGCACGGCACUACGAGGGCGCUGGGCAGGUGCUGCUGCGCCAGGCUGUGAUGUCUUCACAGAGGUUCAUCUCUAUUGGCCAGGGGGAGGCUCCUCCGCUUGGAGAGUGGCAGGAAGUGGAGUGUCCAGCCAGACUGGACUUGGCAGGUGGCUGGAGUGAUACUCCCCCAAUCGCCUUUGAGCAUGGCGGCUCUGUGACCAACAUCGCAGUGAAGGUCAGCGGGAGGCGUCCCAUUGGUGCCAGGGCUCGUCGCAUCCUAGAGCCCCGCCUCCUGCUGGUCAGCUACACCGGAGGGCGGGACAGUGGGGUUUCCACGGAGACGGUGUGUGACAGCCUGGACGACCUGAAAGACUAUUGUCAGCCUCAUGCACCUGGAGCGCUGCUGAAAGCGGUGUGUGUCUGCAGCGGAUUGGUGUCUUUGUCCUCCCAUCAUCCUCUGGGCCAUCAGCUGAUGCAAAGAUGGGGGGGAGGGGUGGAGCUCCAUAGCUGGUCAGAGCUGCCCACCGGAUCUGGACUGGGUACCAGCAGUAUCCUGGCUGGGGCGCUAUUGGCUGCAGUUUACAAAUGCACCGGUCGAACAUAUGACACGGACUCCCUGAUUCACGCCGUCCUCUACCUGGAGCAGAUUCUCACCACAGGUGGGGGCUGGCAGGAUCAAGUAGGAGGUCUGGUGGGAGGAGUGAAGGUGGGUCGAUCCAGAUCAUCUCUCCCCCUGCAGGUGGAGGUGGAGCGUCUCCGUCCUCCAGAGGAGUUCCUGGUGUCUCUGGAGCAGCACCUCCUGCUGGUUUACACUGGGAAGACCCGACUGGCCCGAAACCUGCUACAGGAUGUGGUUCGCAGUUGGUACAGCCGCCUGCCCUCAAUGGUGCUGAAUGCCAAGCAGCUCGUGUCCAACUCUGAGGAGUGUGCCAGAGCCUGUUCAGACGGUUCUCUGUCCAGACUGGGUCAGUGUCUGGACCGCUCGUGGCAGCAGAAGAAGCUGAUGGCCCCCGGGUGUGAGCCGGCCUCUGUGAGGGCCAUGAUGGAGGCCCUGAGGCCGCUGGUCUUGGGUCAGAGCCUGGCCGGCGCCGGCGGAGGCGGAUUCCUGUAUGUGCUGACCCGGGAGCCCCGACAGUGUGAGGCAGUUCUGCAGGUCCUCAACAGCACGCCGGGUCUGGGAGACUUCAGCGUUCAUUCUGUGGAGCUGGACAUGGAUGGAAUCACAGUGUUGCCUUCAGGCACUUAAUGAUGAAGAUGUUUACAGGAGAAAACCAAGUGCCUUCAUUCCCAACAUUUGUUUGUCUUUUUCUUUUUUAAUAAUGAAUUAUAAUUAUGAUUGUUCGUUGCUCUUGACUUUAGUCUCUUGUUGAGGAAUCUGACAAGAGCACCAGGUUUAAGAACAGAGUUGUAUAUUAUAAUUGCAGAUCGGCUCGUUAAAGACUUUUGGGUUUUACAGAUUGGAAUGGGGGCUGAUCCGUGUGUGUUAUCAGUGAUGCCGAGUGCAGAUGUGGCAGCUGUCUUUUUAAAAUGUACUGUUCUGUAUUUUUGUUUUUUUUAUAAUUUAAAGGAUUUUUCUCUGAUCUGUCGAGCAUUUAAUCAUGAGAUUUGAUCUGUGAGGUAAAAUAAAGUCAAGAGUGUAUCACCUAA